Hordeum vulgare subsp. vulgare (domesticated barley) is the source of this 1753-nucleotide messenger RNA. Its product is annotated as E3 ubiquitin-protein ligase RDUF1-like. The transcript has a single exon. The record is from RefSeq and is a predicted model, not a curated record. Gene Ontology annotation, cellular component: cytoplasm. Bases 307 to 1512 code for a protein of 401 amino acids. Gene Ontology annotation, biological process: protein ubiquitination. NCBI's taxonomy places the organism in Eukaryota, Viridiplantae, Streptophyta, Magnoliopsida, Poales, Poaceae. Gene Ontology annotation, molecular function: ubiquitin protein ligase activity.
UUCCUUCCUUCCUUCCCUCCCCCACCCAACAACCGGCCCUCCCUCCCUCCCUCCACAGGGCCACCUCCUCUUCCUCCCAACACUCCUCCUCCUCCUCCCCCACCACCGUCGCCGCCGGCCAAGCGAUCCGACGCCCUCCUCUCCCCGCGUCGCCGGAUCAGUCCCCGAGGUUCAGCUAUAACCAUCCGCCGGCGGAAUAGGGAGAGGGCAGGAGAGAAGACCGGCCCCGUGCUGAGCUCUGCCGGCCAGAUCUGAGCCCGGACGGAGGAAAAGUCAGCGUCUUUUCUUGCCGUGCGUCUCGGGUCCAUGGAUUCUUCCCCCGCCGCGACGGCGCCGGCGUCGUACUGGUGCUACAGCUGCGACCGCUUCGUGCGGGCCGCGCCAGCGCAGGACGGGGCCGACGUCGCCUGCCCGGGCUGCGGCGGCGGGUUCCUCGAGGAGAUGCGCCGCAACCCGCCGCCCCCCGCCGCGGCCGCCUACCUCCGCCGCCCGCGCGCGCACCACGCCAACGACCUCCGCCUCCGCCGCAGCCGCCGGGCCGCUGCCGCAGCCGCGGCAGCGUCUGGGGGAGGUGGCGGGGGCGGGGGCGACCGCGCGCCGUUCAACCCGGUCAUCGUGCUCCGGCGCUCGGCGCUCGGCGUCCCAGCGGGGGACGAGAGCAACGACGACGACGGCGCGCUCGCCGCGGCCAGCAGCUUCGAGCUCUUCUACGACGACGGCGCGGGCUCCGGCCUCCGCCCGCUGCCGGAGAGCAUGUCGGACUUCCUCAUGGGGUCCGGGUUCGAGCGCCUGCUCGGCCAGCUCGCGCAGAUCGAGGCCGGCGGCCUCACCCGGUCCCGCGAGACCCCGCCGGCGUCCAAGGCCGCCGUCGAGUCCAUGCCCACCGUCGCCAUCGCGGCCUCCCACGUCGCCGCCGACUGCCACUGCGCCGUCUGCAAGGAGCCCUUCGAGCUGGGCGCCGAGGCCAGGGAGAUGCCCUGCGCACACAUCUACCACGAGGACUGCAUCCUCCCCUGGCUGCAGCUCCGCAACUCCUGCCCCGUCUGCCGCCACGAGAUGCCCACCGACACCACUUCACGGCCACAGGCCGCCAGCGCCGGGGCUGAGGAGGAGACCACCGUGGGCCUGACCAUCUGGAGGCUGCCGGGAGGCGGGUUCGCCGUCGGGAGGUUUGCCGGCGGGAGGAGACCCGAGGAGAGGGAGCUCCCGGUCGUUUACACGGAGAUGGACGGCGGUUUCAACCACGGCGGCGCACCGAGGAGGAUCUCGUGGGGGUCAAGGCAGAGCCGGUCGACUGAGAGGAGCGCAAUUCGACGCGUCUUCCGCAAUAUGUUCGCCUGCUUUGGCCGCGAUCAUUCGGCGAGCUCUCACGCCUCGUCCUCCCAUAUGAGGCCCGAGGAGAUGACCGAGGCGUCGGAUCAUUCCGCCGCGUUCAGCCAUGGCUCGAGAAGCCGGAGCAUGAGCUGGAGGUUGGAAGACGGCCACGCAGCCGACACGAUGGUGCAGAGAUAGUCCUGAACUCUGAACCCAAAGAAAAGGUUGCUGUUUGCUUCUGUUUCAUGCUUUUAUGUAUUUAUAGAAGAAAGGAAACACGACACGACGAUUUGUAGAACAGAAUUGGUGUUGUACAUAGGAGCAGCAAUCUGCUAUAUUAGUCGCAGGGGAGAUGUCCACUGUGAUUUUGAAUUCAGCAUUUGGAGCCUAGGCGAUAAAUUGUUUUGUUGGUACUAGCAAAAAACAAUGUGUUUGAUGA